Apiotrichum porosum is the source of this 2427-nucleotide messenger RNA. RefSeq lists its product as uncharacterized. Lineage: Eukaryota; Fungi; Basidiomycota; Tremellomycetes; Trichosporonales; Trichosporonaceae. Bases 1 to 2427 code for a protein of 808 amino acids. Gene Ontology annotation, molecular function: beta-glucosidase activity. The transcript is spliced from 7 exons. The record is from RefSeq and is a predicted model, not a curated record. Gene Ontology annotation, biological process: glucan catabolic process.
AUGUCACCUAUCGCCAUUGCCGACGCACCCGCGCCCUCUGCGGCUGUGUCAAAGCUCACUCUCGACGAGAAGAUCUCUCUCCUGUCUGGCCGCACUUUCUGCGACACCGCCGAGAUCCAGCGCCUCGGCAUCCCCUCGGUCAAGGUCUCGGACGGCCCCUCUGGAUGCCGCGGUCAGCUCAUGUUCGACGCGCUGUCGUCUGCCGUCUUCCCCAACUCGUCCUCCCUCGCUUCGACCUGGAACCCCGACCUCAUCGAGUCUGUCGGCGUCGAGCUGGGACACGAGUGCAAGCUCAAGUCCGUGCAGACUCUGCUCGCACCCACCGUCAACCUGCACCGCGACCCUCGCGGCGGCCGCAACUUUGAGUGCUACUCCGAGGACCCCAUUCACACUGCCGUCAUUGCCGCAGCAUACGUCAAGGGUAUUCAGAGCACUGGUGUUGGAACCUGUGUCAAGCAUCUCGUGUGCAAUGAGAGGGAGACUCGCCGCAAGCUCUACGACGUGGAGAUCUCCGAGAAGGCGCUCCGCGAGGUGUAUCUCCGCACAUGGGAGAUCAUCAUCAAGGAGGCUCAGCCCUGGUCGGUCAUGACAGCUUACAACGACUUGAAUGGCAAGCCGUGCUCGGAGCACGACGAGGUGAUCCGCAUCGUUCGCGAGGAGUUUGGAUUCGAGGGUAUGGUCAUGAGCGACUGGUUCGGUACGAAGGAUGGCGUCAGGUCGCUUACUGCCGGCAUGGACCUGGAGAUGCCCUUCCCCGUGCAUCGCCGUCGCCAGCUUCCUGGAGCCCUCGCCAAGGGCGAGGUCAGCGAGGAGGUGGUCGACCGCGCAGUCCAGCGCAUGCUCCAAUGGAUCAAGCAGACCAACCCCCCUCUCAACCGUCCCGAGGAGCGUCCGUUCGACAACAACACCCACCGCAUGGAGGUGGCCCGCCAGGCCGCUACCGAGGGUCUUGUGCUCCUGCGCAACGACCAGAACGUCCUGCCCCUUCGCAAGACUCCGGGCUCUAAGCUCGCCGUCAUCGGAUACUUUGCCCAGAACCCGACCCUCUGCGGUGGUGGUUCAGCGUCCGUCGAGCCUCCCUACCGUACCAUCCCCCUCGAGACCAUUCGCAAGGCCGCCCCCGAGGUGGAGGUUACCCACCACGCUGGUGUUCCCAUCUGGCGCAUCGUCCCCGUGGUUGACAAGCGCCUUGCCAGCUCCAUUCAGUUUACGCUCUUCAACAAGGGCGAGGAGAAGCCCGUUUACCAGGGCAAGCGCGAAAAGUCGGCCUUCUCUCUUCUGGACGAGAAGAUCCCCGCCCUUGGCGACCAGUUCACCAUCGAGCUCGAGUGCGAGGUGACUGCCCCGACCACCGGUCGUUACGUGCUCGGCGUCUUUGCCGUCGGCACCACCGAGAUCUUCGUCGACGGCAAGAGCCUCGCCACCUUUACUCCCGCCCACAUGUCCACCGAGCAGUUCAUCUUCAACCGCUUCGACUACGAGGAGCGCUUCGAGCUCGACCUCACCGCGGGUAAGACCUUCACCAUCAAGGUGGUGUCGCAGUCCAAGACCGCCGAGGGCUUCGAGCCCGCUCCCCAGGGCCUCAACCUCGGCCUCACCGAGGUCAUUGACGAGGACGCUGAGAUUGCUGGUGCCGUCGAGAUUGCCCGCUCGGCCGACCAGGUCGUGCUCUUCACUGGCCUCAACGGCGAGUGGGAGAGCGAGGGCUCGGACCGCGCGGACAUCCACCUCCCCCGUAGCCAGGAGAAGCUCGUCAAGGCCGUCCUCGCUGUUCGCAGCGACGUCGUCCUCGUCAACCAGUCCGGCUCCGCCAUCGACCUCGAAUUCUGCGAGUCGAUCCACGGUAUCGUCCAGGCCUUCCUCGGCGGCAUGGAGGGCGGCAAUGCUAUCGCCGACACUCUCUUCGGCGACGCCAACCCCAGCGGCCGCCUGAGCAUGACCUUCCCCAAGCGCCUCGAGGACCACGCGUCCUACGAGUCCUUCACCAACGAGGUGGACGGUCGCCUCGUGUACACAGAGGACAUCGAGUUCGGCUACAGGUCGUACGAGAAGAACGGCGUCGAGCCAGCCUACCCCUUCGGCUACGGCCUGUCGUACACCGACUUUGACUGGUCGGCCAGCAAGCUCGUAUCGAGCGACCCCGCCGCCGCCGUCGUCACCACGACCGUGACCAACUCGGGAACCGCGGCCGGCCGCGACGUCGUGCAGCUGUACCUCUCGCCUCCCGGCGGCACCCGCAAGCUCGCCGCGUUCGGCAAGACUCCGCAGCUCGAGGCUGGCGCGUCGCACACUCUCACCCUCUCGAUCGACAAGCGCGAGUUUGAGAGCUGGAACGGCAGCGGCUGGGAGAUUGCCCCCGGAAAGUGGACCGUGUCACUCUGCCGCAAUGCCCGCGACGUCGAGUGGACUGCCGAGAUUGCUCUGUAA